Molecule: messenger RNA, 6375 nt
Organism: Nyctereutes procyonoides (raccoon dog)
Lineage: Eukaryota; Metazoa; Chordata; Mammalia; Carnivora; Canidae
Product: zinc finger protein 252
Exons: 5
Coding region: 1615-4509 (964 amino acids)
Biological process (GO): negative regulation of transcription by RNA polymerase II
Molecular function (GO): DNA-binding transcription repressor activity, RNA polymerase II-specific
Source: RefSeq, a predicted model, not a curated record
CUUCCGGCCCCAGAGUCGGACCCGGGAGCCAGGACCCAGGACCCGGGACCCGGAGCACAGAGUCCUCUGCGCGGCUAGAGCGGCCGCCGGAGCCGGGCAUCCGAAUGGUGGCCAGCUGGAGGCCGCGGCGGAAGUUCGGGGCGGCCACUUCCGGCCUGGCCGCUUCGGGCUCCCGGGUCCGGCGUCCGCGAGGCGCACCUGCCCCGAGUCCGAGCCGAAUUUUAUUUAUUCAGGAAAGACCCAGAGAGGCAGAGCCACAGGCAGAGGGAGAAGCAGGCUCCCUGCAGGGAGCCCGACGUGGGCCUCGAUUCCGGGACCCAGGAUCACACUCUGAGCCCAAGGCAGGUGUUAAAUCGCUGAGCCACCCGGGGAUUCCACCCAGUAGGUGCAUCUUUUUUUUUUUAAAUUUAUGAUAGUCACACACACACACAGAGAGAGGCAGAGACACAGGCAGAGAGAGAAGCAGGCUCCAUGCACUGGGAGCCCGACGUGGGAUUCGAUCCCGGGUCUCCAGGAUCGCGCCCUGAGCCAAAGGCAGGCGCCAAACCGCUGCGCCACCCAGGGAUCCCCCAGUAGGUGCUUCUAAAUGUCACCUGUAUACAGACAGUUCCCAGUGUAGUACCAAACCAGCUUCAGCGUUUCUCUUGAAUUUUGGAUCAAUAUAUCCAAAAGCUCUGAUUCUCCACUUGUGAAUCUGACAGGCAUCUAAAAUACGACAUGUACAAAAAACAACUUUUAAUUUUUACCCUUCAGAUGUACUCCUGCAGUCAUAUCCCUCUGAGUGAAUGGAAAUUUCAAUAUCUUAGUAGCUUAGGCCAGAAAUCUUGGUAUCUCAUUUCAGGUCUCAUUCAUCAGCAAAUUGUAUUAACUACACCUUUGAAAUGCAUCUAGAAUCUGAUCACUUAUCACCUGCUCGCACCAUUCUAGUGCAAGAUACUGUCAUCUCUGGAUUAUUGCUAGAGCCUUCCAAAAGGUCUUCCUAUUUACAUCCUUACCCCCCCACACACACCUCCACCCCCAGUCUGUUCUCAAAACAGCAGCUGUAGAGGCCACAUGGCAGGUCAUAUCAUUGCCUAGAUCUUCCAGAUGCUUCCAAUCUCAUUCAGAGAAAAAGCCCAAGUCCUACAGCCUAUGGGGCACCCCACACUCCUCUCCCUUGCUCUCCCCUACUGCACUUCAGCCCUUCUGGCCUCCUUGCCCUUACAUGAACACAUGCAGUGGGCUUCCACCUCACAGCCUUUACACCCAUGCAUUCCCCUUCCUGGGAUGUAUCUCCUUUAAUUCCACGUGGUACCUGCCCUCACUCCAUCUGAACGUUUCCUUUGAUGUUGAUUUAUAAAAGGUGCCUUCCCUGGCCAUCGUGUGUAAAGUAUCUCCUACCACCAAUUAUUGCCCUCAUGCUGUGUAUUUUUUCUAUCCCUUAUCAUCUAUCAUCACCUGACUCAGGUAUCUUGUCUGUCAACCUCCCUUUGCUUGUACCCUGCCUUAGAGGAGGAGCCUGGUUGUUCUGAGCUGUUUGCCCACUCUCCAGGACUUCUGAGGUGGGCCUGGGAUGAAGCCUAUUGUCCACCCCAGCCAGGUUCCCCACAGGAGCCAUUAUGUGGUGGACUUAGGAUGCUGUUUGUACUGGAGGCUGCUGGGGAGACCUCAUGGUGGACAAGGGGAUAUAGUCUCAGAGAUCACUGGGUGCUUAGUCCAUCUGCCCUUCCCAGGGCUUUCUGGCAUCCCCAAACUUGGUCUCUGCUUCUCUGCUACUAUAGACCUCUUGAGACCCAGGCAUGGAAGUCUCAGUGUUGCUGUGAAAAGCAGGCUGGUCACAUUCCUUUACAGUCUUUUCUCCACCUGUCAUUUCACCUACCUCCUUGGGAUGAGCUAAGAGACCCAAUGAUGGCCGUCAAGCAGCUCCUUCCUGUUGGGUCCCAGGUUUUGGUUUCCUUUGAAGACGUGGCUGUGCUCCUCUCCCGGGAGGAGUGGAGCCAUCUGGGCCCUGCUCAAAGGGGCCUCUACAGUGAUGUGAUGCUGGAGACCUACAGGAACCUGAUCUCACUGGGACUUCAAGGUUCAAAACCUGAUGUCAUCUCCAGGCUAGAGAAGGGGGAAGAACCAUGGGCCCCAUACUCAGCGAAAAUUGAGGAGAGCUGGAUCCGGAGUCAUAAGAGUGAAAGUUUUCAGUCUCUGAUGGAAAAGAAAGGAUUGACUCCAAAACAGGAAAUUUCCAAAGCAAUGGGGUUCCGGAGAGCAAAGUCAGAAUAUGUAAGGAAUGUUUCCAAGGAAUCUGAGUUUGAAGAGAUGAAUAAAACCGAGGGAAAGUUAAAGAAUUACAGGAAAAAAUCUGCAGAGGAAGAACUUAAGAAAUCCUUCUCCCAGAAGAACAGUUCCAGGCCAGUGACGUUGACACAUGUGAAAUCCCCUGUUGCAGGAAAAGGCCAAAAAUCCAGUUCUCUGGAGGUAGACUACACUAUAGAUGCAAGCCCUGUCAGAUUUCAUAGAGCAUCUACAGGGGGUAGUCUCCCCCAGAAUGUGCCAUGUGUAAAUGACUUUCAACAAAGUCAGGACCUCAUUAAUCUCCAGUGUUUGCAUCUAGGAGAAAGAGCUUGUCAGACAGAUGUGCUCAUGAAAGCACCCAGGCAGAGUUCAGUUCUCAGUGAGAAUCAGAGGGUUAACAAUCCAGAAAAAUCCUUUGAAUGUACUGAGUGUAGAAGACUUUUCAGCCCAAGUAAAGCUCUGUCUCAGCAUCAGAGAAGUCACACUGGAGAGAUACCCUGUGAGAGUGGUGGAUGUGGAAGAACUUCCCACCACUGCUCUGUCCUCAGCCAACAUCAGGAAGUUCACCGUGGAGGGGAGUCCCAUACCUGUGCUGAGUGUGGCAAAGCUUUCAAGGCCCAUUCCUACUUCAUUCAGCAGCAUAACACUCACAUAGGAGAAAGGCCUUAUGAGUGCAGUGAGUGUGCACAUUUAUCUUACAGUCAACAUCUUCAAAUUCAUAGUGGGCAGAAACCUCAUGAGUGUAGUCAGUGUGGAAAAGCCUUUAGUCAUAGUUCUAACCUGUUUCAUCAUCAGAGAAUUCAUAGUGGAGAGAAACCAUACGAGUGUAAGGAAUGUGGGAAGGCGUUCGGUAGGCACUCGCACCUCCUUCAGCAUAAGAGAAUUCAUUCUGGAGAGAAACCUUAUGACUGUACUGAGUGCGGCAAAGCCUUCGGUGCACGGUUAUCUCUCAUUCAGCAUCAGAGAACUCAUACAGGAGAAAAACCCUACGAAUGCAAUGAAUGUGGGAAAUCCUUUAGCCUGAACCGAACCCUUAUUGUUCAUCAGAGGAUUCACACUGGAGAGAAACCCUAUAGGUGUAAUGAAUGUGGGAAAUCCUUCAGUCAGCGCACACAAGUCAUUCAGCACAAGAGAAUUCACACUGGAGAGAAGCCCUAUGUCUGCAAUGAGUGUGGAAAGUCAUUCAGUGCUCGCUUGUCCCUCAUCCAGCAUCAGAGAAUUCACACUGGAGAAAAACCUUAUGGAUGCAGUGAGUGUGGGAAAACGUUCAGUCAAAAGGGACAUCUGAUUCAGCAUCAACGAAUUCACACUGGAGAGAAACCCUAUGAGUGUAAUGAGUGUGGAAAAGCCUUCAGUCAGAGUUUUAAUCUUAUUCAUCAUCAAAGGACACACAAUGGUGAGAAGCCCUAUGAAUGUAAUGAAUGUGAUAAAGCCUUCAGUGUGCUCUCUUCCCUUGUUCAACAUCAGAGGGUCCAUAAUGGUGAGAAGCCCUAUGAGUGUCACAAAUGUGGGAAGGCCUUUAGCCAGGGCUCGCACCUCAUUCAGCAUCAGAGGAGCCACACUGGAGAGAAACCCUAUGAGUGUAAUGAGUGUGGGAAAACCUUUGGGCAGAUAUCCACCCUAAUUAAGCACGAGAGAACACACAAUGGAGAGAAACCCUAUGAGUGUGGUGACUGUGGGAAAGCCUUCAGCCAGAGUGCACACCUCGUCCGCCAUCGAAGGAUUCACACUGGAGAGAAUCCCUAUGAGUGCAGAGACUGUGGGAAAGCCUUCAAUGUCCGUUCCUCUCUUGUUCAGCAUCACAGAAUUCAUACAGGGGAGAAGCCUUAUGAAUGCAAGAAGUGUGGCAAGGCCUUCAGUCAGCACUCACAAUUUAUUCAGCAUCAGAGGAUUCACACUGGAGAGAAGCCCUAUAUUUGCAAUGAAUGUGAGAAAGCCUUCAGUGCACGUUUAUCCCUUAUCCAACACAAGAGAAUUCACACAGGAGAGAAACCUUACAAAUGCACUGAAUGUGGAAAAUCCUUCCGACAAAGCUCUCACCUUAUUCGACAUCAGAGAGUUCACAGUGGAGAGCGACCUUAUAUGUGUAAUGAAUGUGGGAAAACUUUUAGCCAGAGAAUAACUCUUACUAGUCAUGAGAAAACUCACACCGGAGAGCAAGCCUAUAAGUGUGUUAAACGUGAGGACCUCUUAACUGCACAGUCAGCUUCCAUUCAGCACCAUAAAGUUCACAAUGGAGAAUAACAUCUUUAUUCAAUAAAGUCUUCACUAUUUUACAUCAGGAGCAGUAUACUGAUGGGAAAGCCAUCACUUUUACAGCUUUCAUUUUGGAGAUUGAUCUCUUAAGUGAUUUAUCAGUCUCCCAGUGCACUGUUAACUAAAAGCAGGAUGCCAAAAUAUGUGGCAAAAAUUCCAAGGUCACAUGCCAUCCCUUAGAUUCAGAGGGUGGAUCUAUGCUUGAGUGUUUUAAAGGAUCACAAUUUAAUUACACUUACUCAAGAUUGUGUUUUCAUAGCACCAGACUUUAAGGUGCACUGAGGUACUUUGUGGGACCACCUGCUUUUCCUUCCUCAUUGUCUAUUUAAGGUUCAAGAAAAGUAGUUGGAAUCCUUGCUCUUUGAUUCAUGAUAGAGCCAGAUUGGGAUUUCAUUGUUGGUUUGUUUGGGCCUCUUCAAAAUGUUUUUGUUUUAUUGUGAGGAGAUGUGCCUUCAGAAGUGUUAUCCCUUUCAGCAUCAGAUAAUCUAAACAGCAGAGAAAUCUUGGCAAAAUUUGCUAAGGAAUGAAUUUAGGUUUUUAUGUAGAUUCAAACUUUGAGAUCCUGCUAAGAACUCCAAUGACACAUGUAAGAUGAGUUUUUCUACAAGGUAAUUUGGAAAAUCAAAACCCUAUGAAUUGGGAGGAAAAUAAGCAUAAGGUAGACACACAGUGGCAUGGAAUAUGACUUACAGAUUUUGUUCUUAAAACCAAGGUUGGUGUAUUCCAUAUCAGUUUUUCAGCAAGCAAAGGUGAGUGGUCAUCAGUUGUUCCCUUUUACUGAGCAGCCUGGCACUGAACAGACCCUGAAAAGUGGCAUGUCCCUCUGCUACACCAGAGGACAGGACUCCAGGAGAGGCAGGGUCAUUAAGCAGCUUUGAGCAGGUUGAUAAUUAUUCAGGUUGUUUGUCAACCCAUGCACUCUUUUCUACAUACUUUAAAGGUGCCUUUUGUCCUCUGGAGUGACAUUGGUCAGCAGCGUCUCUGUGUCUUUUGGUUCUUGAUGUUCAAACUGAUUUUUUUUCCUAGCCCCAGUUUUCAGAAUUGCUACCCUUGCCUGUAGUGUUUCUGCCUGAUUCACUUGUGAGUGGCUCACUUCAGUAUCCUUAGAACCUCCUUCUCCAGGAACUUCUUUAGCACUUUCUCCUACUUUUUUUGUGGAGGAAAGAUUAGCAUCAAAGUGAGCUGAAAUGGGUUGUAGAUAUGAGAAAUUCAGCAACAGCAGUCUAUGAGAGACUUCUGGAAGCUGAAAUCUGGCAAUGAGAGCUUAGAGUCUGAUGAACAAGCUGGAUGCCAUAUGUACAAACAUCUCGGGAUUGGCCAGUUAAUAUUUGUGAUAAGCUACAAUGGAAUGAUGCUUUGUAUAUAAGAAUUGGGGUAAGAAAGAAGAAAGGUUAAGAGUAAUGAAUUACUUAGUAAUUAGCCAUUUUAUUCCUUUAUAGAGUCCUUUUCACUAAUAAAGUUAUUCCAGUUUUCCUGUUUAUUAAAGGAGCUUUCUUAGAAUUUGAUCUUUUCUCCUUCAUUGACUUGACCUAUAUUUCAGGUCUUAUUUUCCAGGCUGUUGUCCAUAUUGCAGUGGUAGUGGUCUUUGCUUAUCUUAGAAUGUUGAAAAGCUGAUUGGAAAAUCUGCCUCUCCAUUGUAAUCCUCCUAAACACAUUUCACCACAAAUAGGUUUGACUUAAAAUAAAAUAAAAACUGGAAUGAAUUUACUGUGAUAAUAAGGGCUAUAUGCUGAACAAAAAUUCUGAUUAAGUCUAUAAAGCCUUUACUUUUAUUUUUACUGUAGCAUAUACCAGGCAUUGUGAUUAAUGCUUUGCGUGGGUUUUCUCAUUAAACCCCCACAUCAUUUCAGUGAA